Thelazia callipaeda (thelaziosis nematode) is the source of this 825-nucleotide messenger RNA. The record is from the annotation of a GenBank genome assembly. NCBI's taxonomy places the organism in Eukaryota, Metazoa, Nematoda, Chromadorea, Rhabditida, Thelaziidae.
UGCUGUAGAGUGAUUUUUUUAGGUGAAAGUAUAGUAGUAUGUAGCAAAAAUCAGUUAGAUUCCGUUCUCCGAAUCAUUCACAAUAAAGUAGUUUUUGAUACCAGAUCUAUGACGAGAAGGCGGCGAAUAAAAUUAAUAAUCGAGGCGGUAUGCAGUGGUCUGUGUAAAACGGAGAAUGAACUGAAGAAGUUAUUAUCUUUAUUGUUCUUCGAAAAUGAUCAUUCAUUAGCAGAUGAGCUAAAUUUUCUUAUCAAUAGAAAAUUGAUUUGUUGUCAGAAAGGUAUGAAUUAUGAUGAUGGAAUCAAGGAAUUACGUGGAACUCAACUUGGUCGGGCUAUAUUUGCGUCAUCAUUAGCACCUGAUAUUGCUUUACAAGUUUAUGCUGAUCUUGAGAAGGCUAUGCGUUCACUAGCAUUGGAUACUGAACUCCAUUUACUGUAUUUGGUAAUUUUUGUUGCUCUGGUGACACCACUGUAUAACGAUUCAAUCUGGGUAAACUACAUUGAUUGGAAUGUAUAUUACAAAAUUUGGUGCAAGCUACCUGUCAGAUUGCAAAGGGUGGGCAAAUUAGUUGGUGUUUCAGAGAGCUUUAUUAUUGGAAAAUUACAAGGUAGACAAGCGACAGACGUUAGCAGUUUGCAGGUACAUUUAAGAUUCCUUUCUGCUUUGGCACUUUUUGAUUUGAUUAGGGAAAAGCCCUUAAGUAGUGUUGCUCAUCGUUUUCAUAUCAAUCGUGGAGCUUUACAAACUAUGCAGCAACAAUCUGCAACAUAUGCACGUAAGUUACAAACCAUAAUCGAAUAUCAAUGCUCUUCUGAGAUGUAA